AUGCUAACAAGGAACUGCCUGCUGCUGUUCCUUUGGAUUCUCGUCAACGAAGGCUCAGUCUCCUCUUUACGUCCACCUUCGCCGGCACUGGGACGGAGCAGGGCGGCGCGGGAGCACGCCAGAGGCUUGCUGGGCCCGAUGAGGAAUGGGGCGGCUGGAUUUCAACGGGUCAAAAGGGGCUGGGUGUGGAACCAGUUCUUUGUACUGGAGGAGUACAUGGGGUCAGACCCGCAGUACGUGGGCAAGCUACACACUGACCUCGAUAGUGGGGACAAUGGGGUGAAGUACACUCUCUCGGGAGACGGCGCUGGCUCCAUUUUCACAAUUGACCAAACAACUGGGGACAUCCAUGCCUUAAGGAGUCUUGACAGAGAGGAGAAGCCUUACUACACCCUACGCGCCCAGGCCGUCGACAUCGACACCAAUAGGCCCCUGGAGCCUGAAUCAGAAUUUGUCAUCAAGGUUCAAGACAUCAACGACAAUGAGCCAAAAUUCCUGGAGGGACCGUACACGGCCAGUGUCCCCGAGAUGUCCCCAGUAGGGACGUAUGUGACGCAAGUGACAGCCACAGACGCAGAUGAUCCUACGUAUGGAAACAGCGCUAGAGUGGUGUACAGCAUCCUGCAUGGCCAGCCGUACUUCUCUGUCGACCCUAAAACAGGUGUUAUAAAGACAGCCUUGCCCAAUAUGGACAGAGAAGUUAAGGAACAGUACCAAGUAUUAAUCCAGGCCAAGGACAUGGGGGGCCAGCUGGGGGGUCUGGCCGGGACCACCACCAUCAACAUCACCCUCAGCGAUGUCAACGAUAAUCCACCCAGGUUCUCUAAAAGUUUCUUCCACCUACGUGUUCCCGAGUCUUCAUCGGUGGGGUCAGCUGUGGGUAGAAUCAAAGCCCAUGACCUGGACAUCGGGAGAAAUGCCGAAGUAGAGUACACCAUUGUGCCCGGUGACGGAGGCGCCAUGUUUGACAUCACCACCAAUGAUCACAACCAGGAGGGGAUCAUCAUUCUCAAAAGGCCCCUGGACUAUGAAAGCAAGAAGGCGUACACAUUUAAGGUAGAUGCCUCUAAUGCCCAUCUGGAUCCACGGUUCCAAAGCUUUGGGGCCUUCAAAGACACAGCAACAGUGAAGAUUAACGUUUUGGAUGUGGAUGAGCCCCCGGUGUUCAAUAAGCCCUCCUAUGUGAUGGAUGUGUACGAGGACACACCCGCGGGCACCAUUAUUGGAGCGGUGACGGCACAGGAUUUAGAUGCCGGCAGCAGUCCAGUCAGGUAUUCCAUUGACUGGAAGAGUGACUUGGACAGCUACUUUGACAUUGAUCCAGUGGAGGGAACCAUUUCUACCAACGAACUCCUUGACAGGGAGAGCAUCGCCCGGCACAAUAUCUCCAUCGUGGCGACCAAACUUAAUAGUCCAGUUCUGACCAGUCGGGUGGCCGUCACCGUCAACGUGUUGGACAUCAACGAGUUCCCGCCUGAACUCGCCAGUCCUCAUGAGACCUUUGUUUGUGAAAAUGCCAAAGUGGGACAGGUCAUUCAGACUUUCAGUGCAAAAGACCAGGAUCUAUCGACUGCUGGACAACAGUUCUCCUUCAAGUCACCAAAGGAGGACAUGAAAAACAAGAAUUUCACCAUCCGGGACUUUGGAAACAACACAGCUGGAAUUGUGACAAAGCGGAAUGGCUUCAGACGGCGUCUUCAGGAGAUCUACUUCCUUCCCGUGGUGAUUGACGAUAAUGGCUACCCUCCUAAGAGCAGCACCGGCACCCUGACCAUCCGAGUAUGUGGCUGCGAAUCAAAUGGCUCCCUGCUCACCUGCAGCGCCGAGGCCAUCUUUCUCCCCGUGGGUCUCAGCACGGGAGCUCUGGUCGCCAUCCUUCUGUGUAUCAUCAUCCUGUUAGUAAUCGUAGUCCUCUAUGUGGGCUUGAGGCGACAGAAGAAAAAGGAAACCCUCAUGUCAUCCAAAGAGGACAUCCGGGAUAAUGUGAUCCACUAUGACGAUGAAGGAGGCGGUGAGGAGGACACGCACGCGUUUGACAUGGGGACACUUCGCAACCCCAAGGUUGUCAAAGAGAAUCUGUUCCGCAGGGACGUCAAACCUGAGAUGAAGAGAGGUCCCAGGGCGCCGGUGUCUCAGGACAGCGCCGACAUGCGAGAUUUCAUCAACCAGCGUCUGAAAGAGCACGACGUGGACAACGCAGCACCGCCCUACGACUCCCUGGCCACGUACGCUUACGAGGGCGACGGCUCUGUGGCAGAGUCGCUCAGCUCCAUCGACUCUCUUGCCGUAGACCUCGAGGUGGACUAUGAUUACCUCAAUGACUGGGGGCCCCGCUUUAAGACGCUGGCAGGGAUAUUUGGGGAUCAGUCAGAAACUCAGUCGGACUCAACCACCACGGAAAAUACACAUUGA
This is a messenger RNA of Anoplopoma fimbria (sablefish), 2412 nucleotides long. Its product is annotated as cadherin-12-like. Gene Ontology annotation, molecular function: calcium ion binding; cadherin binding. Gene Ontology annotation, biological process: multicellular organism development; cell-cell junction assembly; homophilic cell-cell adhesion. Gene Ontology annotation, cellular component: plasma membrane; adherens junction; catenin complex. The transcript is spliced from 11 exons. The record is from RefSeq and is a predicted model, not a curated record. The coding region runs from base 1 to 2412 and encodes 803 amino acids. Lineage: Eukaryota; Metazoa; Chordata; Actinopteri; Perciformes; Anoplopomatidae.